Ziziphus jujuba (common jujube) is the source of this 2548-nucleotide messenger RNA. RefSeq names its product ABC transporter G family member 14. Gene Ontology annotation, molecular function: ATP hydrolysis activity; ABC-type transporter activity; ATP binding. The record is from RefSeq and is a predicted model, not a curated record. Bases 197 to 2209 code for a protein of 670 amino acids. The transcript is spliced from 5 exons. NCBI's taxonomy places the organism in Eukaryota, Viridiplantae, Streptophyta, Magnoliopsida, Rosales, Rhamnaceae. Gene Ontology annotation, cellular component: membrane.
AGUGACAGAGGACAUUCCCCCAUUGCUUGUGUGUCUCUCUGGCUGGCUCUGCUAUAUAAUCCUAUGAUCCUCAGUUCACCUUGGAAAACGCCAAAAUCAAAAGCCCUCCUAGACCGAGUCCUCCCAAUUAAGCGAGCACCACCACCAGCCACCAGCCACCAGCCAACAGCUAGCUUUUUAACUAAUUUUGCUUGCCAUGUCCCUCUCCCUUAGCUGCACAGUGCCAAAUCCGGAAUAUCAAAACGCACCUGCAGAGACUACCACCGUGGAAGGUCUACCAGAUCAAAUGUCUCAAACACCUCAUAGCAUGGCUGUCCUUGCCUACCCCAUACAAGUUAACAACUCAAAAUCUAAUUUCCUACAACACGCCUCGUAUCCUAUAACUUUGAAGUUUGAGGAGGUGGUGUACAAAGUGAAAUUGGAGCAGAAAGGAUUGAGCACAUGGGCCAGCAGCAGCAGCAGCAGCAGUAAUAGAAGUAACAGAGAAAAAAGCAUCCUGAAUGGGAUAACAGGCAUGGUUUGCCCCGGAGAGAUACUAGCGAUGUUAGGCCCAUCGGGGAGUGGGAAAACCACUCUUCUGACGGCCUUAGGUGGCCGUCUGAAUGGCAAGUUGUCCGGAAAGAUCACCUACAAUGGUCAGCCCUUCUCCGGUUGCAUCAAAAGAAGAACAGGAUUUGUUGCACAGGAUGACAUUUUGUACCCGCAUCUUACUGUUUUCGAGACUCUACUCUUCACUGCUCUGCUCAGACUACCCAAUAGCUUGAGCCGAGACGAGAAAGUGCAGCAUGUGGAGCACGUGAUCGGCGAGCUGGGGCUGUGUCGGUGCCGGAACAGUAUGAUCGGGGGUCCACUGUUUCGAGGAAUAUCAGGUGGGGAGAAGAAGAGGGUGAGUAUAGGCCAGGAAAUGCUAAUCAACCCAAGCUUACUGUUACUAGAUGAGCCCACCUCUGGCUUGGACUCCACCACAGCUCAAAGGAUUCUCUCCACACUCAAAAAGCUUGCCAGUGGGGGUCGAACUGUUGUUACUACCAUUCACCAGCCCUCCAGCCGACUCUACCACAUGUUUGAUAAAGUUGUCUUGCUCUCCGAUGGCUCUCCCAUCUAUAAUGGUCCUGCUUCUGCUGCCUUGGAUUACUUUUCCUCGCUCGGUUUUUCCACAUCCAUGACCAUCAAUCCAGCCGACCUCUUACUGGAUCUUGCCAAUGGGGUCGCCCCGGAUUCCAAGCAUGCAACUGAGCAAAAGGAGAACGUGGAGCAAGAGCAGAAGAUGGUGAGGGAAGCUCUCGUUUCUGCUUACGACAAAAACAUAUCAACGAGGUUGAAAGCUGAGCUUUGUAGUUUGGAUGCCAACACCUUCAAUUACACAAAAGGAUAUGGCCUAAAAUCAGAGCAAUGGUGCACUAGCUGGUGGCAUCAGUUCAAGGUGCUGCUUCAAAGAGGGCUGAGAGAGCGGAGGCAUGAAGCAUUUAACAGGUUAAGAAUUUUCCAAGUUAUAAGUGUGGCAGUUCUUGGUGGACUCCUAUGGUGGCACACCCCGACAUCUCACAUUGAAGACCGGGUUGCUUUGCUCUUCUUCUUCUCUGUGUUCUGGGGCUUCUACCCACUCUACAAUGCAGUGUUCACAUUUCCCCUGGAAAGAACAAUGUUGAUCAAGGAACGAUCAUCAGGAAUGUACCGCCUGUCUUCCUACUUCCUAGCCAGAACAGUUGGAGACCUUCCGCUAGAGCUUGCACUUCCAACUGCAUUUGUGAUUAUAAUCUAUUGGAUGGGGGGGCUUAAACCCGAUCCCUUCACUUUCAUUCUUUCCCUACUUGUUGUUCUUUACAAUGUCCUUGUCUCCCAAAGUCUUGGCUUAGCCAUUGGUGCCAUUCUCAUGGAUAUAAAACAAGCCACUACUUUGGCUUCAGUUACAACACUAGUGUUUCUCAUCGCCGGGGGAUACUAUGUUCAACAGAUUCCUUCCUUCAUUGUUUGGCUUAAGUAUUUAAGUUAUAGCUACUACUGCUACAAGCUUCUUCUUGGUGUUCAAUACGGGGAAGAUGAUUAUUACGAAUGCUCAAACGGUGUUUUGUGCAGGGUUGGAGAUUUUCCAGCCAUCAAAUCCAUGGGGCUCAACCAUUUGUGGAUAGAUGUGUCCAUUUUGGCCCUUAUGUUGGUAGGUUAUCGGUUGGUUGCUUAUCUAGCGCUUCACCGAGUGCAGUUGAGGUAAACUACGCAUAUAUAUUCAUCACCAGAAGCAUCAAUAUCCCUCACACAGUUUGAAGAGUUUUCUCUCCUUCUUCAACUGAUCAAGCAUGCAAUAAUAAUGUAAUUAGAUAUAUGUAGAAGAUGAAUAUCAUGAUCAAGUAGUGGAAAAAAUUUUGAUAAUAUUCUUGAUCCCUUUAAUUAGUUGCGUUGGAUUGAUGUAUCAUCAGCAGCAGUGAUUUUGUUUUUAGUUUCCGUAACAUAUCUUGACACCCACAUACACAUAUAUGUAUAGUACUAAUUAGAACUAUAACUCCAUCGGAAUUAUAUAAGCUUUAAAGCUAACUAGCUUUAUGCUAGAAUA